Copidosoma floridanum is the source of this 5770-nucleotide messenger RNA. RefSeq lists its product as uncharacterized. NCBI's taxonomy places the organism in Eukaryota, Metazoa, Arthropoda, Insecta, Hymenoptera, Encyrtidae. The record is from RefSeq and is a predicted model, not a curated record. Gene Ontology annotation, molecular function: nucleic acid binding; ATP binding; RNA helicase activity.
CUGCCGCCUGCUCUGCUGUGCUGCUGCGGUCUCUGUUAUCCAACUCUGCAUGCUGCAACUCCUUUUUUAAGGCACUCUCAUCUACAAGGAGUUCGCAGAAGGCCGCCCGUGGCAACUCGUCGUAUGAUAUAGACACAUAAAAUUACAUUAGGCAUAUACGUAAAGCAGAUAGAGAGAGGGGACACGUACAAUCCAUUCGCUCAGCUGUCCUACUUUUUGCCGAGAGGGUCUCACGCGUGUGGAUAUAUAAUAUAUUUAACAGCUUUAACGAAGAUUCCUCUAACAAUCAAAGUAUAAUAACCGAGUAUAUAAGUAUAUCAAAGUGAGUAGAUAAGUCGACCAACAGCCUGUAGCAGCAAUUAAUCUACUUCGCUCUCUCAAUUCCUGCGAAAUGUACGGUAACUCGUGCCACGCCAAUCAGAGCUCGCCUAGAAUAAACAGAGAAUUUAACAAUCGUAAAGGUGGUAACAACACCUACUGGAAUAGUCACCAACAGCAGCAGCAGCAGCAUCAACAACAACAACAACAACAACAAAUGAUGUUGCAUCAAUCUCAAAUUGACUUCAAAGGAAAUAAAAAGCUAAAUCAGAAAAAAUCUCCAGGAGAUCUUUUAAAAAAACCAAACUGGGACAUCAUGAAACUACCGAUCAUUACAAAAAAUCUUUAUGUACCCCACAUGAACAUAUUAAGUCGCACCACUGAUGAAGUUGGCAAGUAUUACCUGGGAAAAGAAAUAACGGUCAAGGGAAACAAUACGCCUUUUCCUAUUCAAGCCUUUGAGGAAAGCAACUUUCCAAAUUAUGUCAUGGAAGAAAUAAGAAAACAAGGCUUUGCAGAACCCACAGCAAUUCAGGCUCAGGGCUGGCCAAUCGCUCUUAGUGGUCGUGACAUGGUCGGCAUUGCUCAAACAGGAUCUGGAAAAACAUUAGCAUACAUGCUCCCAGCUACUGUUCACAUCAAUAAUCAACCGCGACUGGGCCGUGGCGAUGGACCUAUUGUUCUCGUUCUUGCACCAACUCGUGAAUUGGCUCAACAAAUUCAAAGCGUGGCCAGAGACUUUGGCUCGUCGUCCUGCAUCCGUAACACGUGCAUAUUUGGUGGAUCUCCUAAAGGCCCGCAAGCACGGGACUUGGAACGUGGUGUGGAAAUCGUCAUUGCUACACCAGGCAGGCUUAUCGAUUUCCUCGAACGGGGUACCACCAACUUACGUCGCUGCACUUACCUAGUCCUCGAUGAAGCUGAUAGAAUGUUGGAUAUGGGCUUUGAGCCUCAAAUUCGUAAAAUCAUUGAACAAAUCCGACCAGACAGGCAGGUUCUCAUGUGGUCAGCCACUUGGCCAAAAGAAGUUCAAGCUUUGGCUGAAGACUUUCUUACAGAUUACAUUCAGAUAAAUAUCGGUUCGUUGACGCUUGCUGCCAAUCACAAUAUUCGUCAGAUUAUCGAGAUUUGCCAAGAGCACGAAAAAGAAUCAAAGUUGACAAAUCUUUUAAGAGAAAUUACCUGCGAACAUGGAAACAAGACCAUAAUAUUUGUCGAAACCAAGAAGAAGGUUGAUGACAUUACCAAGGUGAUUAAGCGCAACGGCUGGCAUGCCAUAGCCAUUCAUGGUGACAAAUCCCAACCCGAGCGUGACUACGUUCUUGCUGAGUUCCGAAGUGGAAAGUCAAUGAUUUUGGUAGCCACCGACGUGGCUGCUCGAGGCCUUGAUGUCGAAGACGUCAAAUAUGUAGUUAACUUUGACUACCCUAACAGUAGUGAAGACUACAUUCACAGGAUAGGUAGAACAGGCCGCUGCCAAAGUGCGGGUACUGCUUAUGCUUACUUUACGCCGAAUAAUGCGCGUCAAGCCAAAGAACUCGUCGCUGUUCUCGAAGAGGCUGGCCAGUCCAUUAACCCACAACUUGUUGAUAUGGCUAAUUCUCAAAGAAAUCAGUAUGGCAAAGCUCGCCAGCGUUGGAACGUACGUCCGGGUCCUCCUGUUGCCAAGGAAAGCCACCAUCAAAUGGGAAGUCCACGCAACAAUCGCAUUAGCCCGAACCAAAAUAACUGGCAGAAUAAUUUUAAUGGACAGUGCCAGAAACUAACCCAAUCUACGUUCAACCGUUCCAUGUCACGACAGCAAAUGGGCUAUCAAAAUAACCGUCCCAAUGGAUAUCAAGGCAACUAUCAGCAGCAACAGUCUUCACCUCCUAAUGGUCUUCAAACGCAAUCUCAACAGCAGCAGCAGCAGCAAAUCAUGCAUCGCCAUCCUCAGUCUCAACAACCGAUGCAGCAGCUUCACAGGCAGAACAAUUACCAAACGACUGGUGCUAACAGCUAUCAGCCAAAUACAAGUCCAAGCCCUAAUUCUUAUGGACAGGGUAGUAUGAACCAGCCACAGCAGCGCUACCAGAAUUAUAGUGGAAAUGGUUACCAAUCCAACAACAGUCGAUACAACAAUCGACAGAAUAAUUAUGCUAAUGGUCAGCAGAGCAGGCAGCAACAACAACAGCAGCAGCAGCAGCAGCAGCAGCAGCAGCAGCAACAGCAGCAGCAGCAGCAGCAGCAAAAUAUGUAUUCAAUACCCCAGGCAUUUGUUAUGCCUUCGGCCGCCCAUGCUGCCGAUACCAGCAUUCAAAAUUUGGUAAACAACAAAUUCUUCCAAACUAAUCGGCAGCCACCAGCCACCGCCAAUCCGUGUGCUUAUCAAUCUGCAAUGGGUUACAAUCAGUUCCAAGCUGUUUCGCCUUAUGGCUAUCCCUAUCCACCUACUCCAGUGCAGCAGUGAUGCCUUGCUUAAAAUUGAGCAGAGCAGUUAUAUUACUCUAUUCUUUUUUUUCUUAUCAAUAUGAAAGGUGGGUUUGUCAUAUUAUCUAGAAAAAUACUAAACACAAUUAAGAUCGUGAGCCCAUUUUUCGAAUUCAAUUUAACUAUCAGUGUAACUGAGUAUAAAAUGGCUUAUAAAAUUUCAAUUACUAUAUUCCCUGCCAAUAUUGUUGAAUGUAAGAUAUUCUAUAGUAAUUUUCUCUGCAACGUUUUCUUUCAGAUCCUUGAAUAGAAUUGUGUCUGUCAAAGAAUCGUUAUCUAAAUCUUUACGAUGUGUUCUUUUUAGUACAUUUUCAACAUCUUUAAUAGAGUUGGUAAUUCAUGUUUUAUAGAGCCUCAUUUUUUUGGCUUUAUCUUGUAUUUAAACAAUUAUGUUUAUUGUUGCCGAAUACUAAAUGCACUGGGUAAUUAACAUUAGUAAUUCAGUUUGAAAUCUUUUACCAUUAACGAGUUUUUCUGAUCAUUCUUACUCAUUGAAAAGUGUGCAACUCUCAUAAAUAUCGCAUGUAUCGCUAGUAAAAAAAAAAAAAAAAAAAAAAAACAACAUUUUGAGUACAUACGUAUUCUUAGAGUUUAGCUCAUAUUACCUGCUAACUUGGCACUGUGCAUAGUAUCUUUGAUCUCUCGAUCUUUCACUAAAUAAUAGCAUUAUGAAAUUGGUUCUAUUUUCCUAUAAUAGGUACAUGCAGCAUUGAAAAAACUCGUUUAGCAAAAUUAUCCAUUGCUUUCAUUUUUGUAUUAUUAUUUGUUUCACUCAUUUUCACCUACAAAAAUUUUCUGAAUCACGCUUUCUAACAGACGUAAUUGAAAAUAUUCUUAAAUCAACGUAUGAUAAUAAAAGUUUAUAAAACUGUAAGAAUGGUAAAAUUUAAGGUAAGGCGAUCAAUUUUCCUAAAGUGCACAAUUUUAUUUUAUCUUAAUAAUUAUUCUCCAGUCAAGUUUUAAUGUAGGGGCUUAGAUAACUAACGUUGGUAUAAUAAAUAUCCUUAUAUGUUACUGUAUUAAUAUUAAAUAUGGGUCAUAAUCGCAAGUGAGUAAUUAUUAUUAAAAGUAUUCUCGUCUUCAUGAGAAAUGCUAAUGUAAUUCUCUUGCAAACAAAAAAUAUGUAUACUAACUGUAUGCUUUUCUGAAAUGCACGAAACAUAUAGAAGGGGAACGUGGAUUAUAGUAGUACUUUUUAAUUUAUCUGUAAUCUGUCGAAUGUAUGUCUAAGACGUGAAUAGGCGAUGCUCUUUAUUUUUUAUUGAGAUAAAUCAAAUUUUCAUUAUUUAUCAAAAUCUCAAUUUUGAAAAAAAAAUUUCUUAAUAACAUACUAAUAGCAUGAUGACUAUAACAGCUUUAUAAAUGAAUAUUUGAGCUACUUCAUUUCUACUUUAAAUCCAUUUAAAAAAUCGUAAAGGGCGUCGAUUCUUUCAAGGUACAAAUAAUUAUAGAAAAUGUGUUUUUCUUUAGAUAAUUGGAAUGCCGAGUUAUGUGCUGUAACAUUUUAUUUGUUACGUUUUCAAACAAUACAGUAUUUAAUGAAGAUGUGAAAGAUAAAAUAACGUAUAUUACAAGAAUUCAAAAUUUUUUUUUUUCAUUUUUAUUAUUAAUUUAUGUACAAAAUCGAUUAUCGUUGCGUUAAUUACCAAUCAUUUUUUAAACAUAUACUGGUAAGAUAACUAAAAUAUUACAGCACGUACGAUAAGAAGUAAUGCUAUUAAUAAAAGAUUUAGCUUAUCAAGCGAGAUCAUGAAUAAAAUUUAAAUUUAAAGUGCUGAGUAGUAUGCAAUAGCAGAAAGACGACGAAAACGCUGUAUAAUAAAAUUGCGAAAAGGGCUUUUUAACAAAUCAUUACCAAUGCUGGAAGAGUUUUUAGUGGGAAAAAUAAGGGAAAACUCGACUUCUGCUGGAUAUAUCAAAACGAUUUGAAUAAGCAGACGUAUGUUCCGAGCAAAUUAUCGUGAAUGUUUCUUGCGCGACUAUCGAUUUAAGUUUUAAUGAGCGUAUUAAAUUAUAACGGAAUCGUUAUUUUAUGGUGCAAAGGUUUCGAUCUAAAAUGCAAGAAGAAUAAGAUAGAAUUAAAAUACAAAAAACGCGUUUCAUAGUUUUUUUGUGGCUGUGCGUUAACUGAAGCAAAGCUCUCAGUAAUUUAUUUUUAUGAUAUAGCGCUCUUGUUGAUCCGACACGAAGUAUUAAUUUUUUUUUUAACCCUGAACAAUUAUCAUAAAUCUUUUUUUUUUUUUUUUUUUUUCUCUCGAAAUUAAAAAUUAAAAUUUAUUGAGUGCAAGCAUUCACCAUUGCCCGACAAUAUACUUACUAUUAUCAAUUAACGUUGCUUUGCAAUUAAUAAUUUCCAAUAUCCCGGAGAACUAUUGGAGGUAAGAUACUUCACUAUGUUGAAAUGUUUAGUAAAUUAAAUUUUCUAUUAUGUAAAUAACUGAACAAUAUUUAUUAUAAAUUACUAUGGGUUGAAAUUUCUAAGAGAAAAUUUGAAACCUCAACAGCUUAUGCUAUGGACAGUCUCACAUUACUUCGUUUUUGUCGUUGAUCGUUACAUGCCAACGAUUACUACAGAUCAAGUCGUUGUCAUGUUUAUUACAUUUUAUAUAAAUCCAUGGUGAUUGUUCUCUAUGCGUAAGUGAACACCAUUGAUGCAAACAAUUAUACUUAAAAUUAAGUAUAAAUUAUCACGAAAGCUCUCAUUUUUAAGAAUUUUUUUUUUUUUUAUUAUUAUUAUUACUUGUUCAUAUACCAGUGCGCAGUAGAAUCGGGGAAAUUAAAGAGAGCCUUGUUUCUCAUACGCGUGAGUUACAUAUUAUGCGUCUGUUCGUAUAAAAAAAAAGUUUCUACAUUAUGAUAACGUACUGAAACACAACGUUCUGUCUUUCUUUUUCGCAAGCUCGAAACGCACAGAUAUUUAAUAUUUAGAUGCACUCGCGCAAAAAUAAGAUCCUCGACGGAAUGUAUACUUUAGCGAGAUGAA